CUGGGGAUUUCAUCGCUGGUGCAGCCUGGCCCGGCCACGAUGUCCAUGCACUUCAGCUCUCGGGCGUUCAGCUCGCGCUCCGCCGCCGCCCCGGGCCGCGGCGCCCAGGUGCGCCUGACCUCGGGGCGCCGGGGCGGCUUCGGCAGCAGCAGCCUCUACGGCCUGGGCACCUCGCGGCCGCGCGUGGCAGUGCACUCCGCUUAUGCGGGCCCGCUGGGCGCCGGCAUCCACGAGGUCACCAUCAAUCAGAGCCUGCUGGCCCCGCUGCAGGUGGACAUCGACCCCUCCAUCCAGCAGGUGCGCCAGGAGGAGCGCGAGCAGAUCAAGACUCUCAACGACAAGUUCGCCUCCUUCAUCGACAAGGUGCGGUUCCUGGAGCAGCAGAACAAGCUGCUGGAGACCAAGUGGGCGCUGCUGCAGGAGCAGAAGUCCACCAAGAGCAGUCGCCUCCCGGGCGUCUUUGAGGCCCAGAUUGCUGGCCUGCGGGGGCAGCUCGAGGCACUGCAGGUGGAUGGCGGCCGCCUGGAGGUGGAGCUGCGGAGCAUGCAGGAUGUGGUGGAAGACUUCAAGAAUAAGUACCAAGACGAAAUUAACCAUCGCACGGCUGCUGAGAAUGAAUUUGUGGUGCUGAAGAAGGAUGUGGAUGCUGCCUACAUGAACAAGGUGGAGUUGGAGGCCAAAGUGGACGCCCUGAAUGAUGAGAUCAACUUCCUGAAGACCCUCCAUGAGACAGAGUUGACAGAGCUGCAGUCGCAGAACUUGGACACGUCUGUGGUCCUGUCCAUGGACAACAGCCGCUCCCUGGACCUGGAUGGCAUCAUCGCUGAGGUCAAGGCCCAGUAUGAGGAGAUGGCCCACCGCAGCCGGGCUGAGGCUGAGGCCUGGUACCAGACCAAGUUUGAGACCCUCCAGGCCCAGGCAGGCAAGCACGGGGACGACCUCCGGAACACCCAGAAGGAGAUUGCGGACAUGAACCGGGCCAUCCAGAGGCUGCAGGCUGAGAUCGACAACAUCAAGAACCAGCGUGCCAGGUUGGAGGCUGCCAUUGCCGAGGCUGAGGAUCGUGGGGAGCUGGCCCUCAAGGACGCUCGUGUCAAGCAGGAGGAGCUGGAGGCCGCCCUGCAGAGAGCCAAGCAGGACAUGGCGCGGCAGCUGCGCGAGUACCAGGAGCUCAUGAAUGUCAAGCUGGCCCUGGACAUCGAGAUCGCCACCUACCGCAAGCUGCUGGAGGGCGAGGAGAGCCGGUUGGCUGGAGAUGGAGCGGGAGCCGUGAACAUCUCCGUAGUGAAGUCUACUGGUGGCGGUGGCAGCGGGCUGGCCUUCGGGGGAACCAUGGGCAGCAAUGCCCUGCGCUUCUCCAGCAGUGCGGGGCCCGGGGCCCUGCAGGCCUAUUCCGCCAGGACUGCUUCUACCAGCCGCAGGAGUGCCCGCAACUGAGUCCCAUUCCCCAGGCCACAGUCACAGGAGAACCCCAUCCGCGCCUCUUUUCCCUGGUCCCAAGACAAUCUGAAAAAUGAUAUCAGAAUAGUUUCCAAUAAAGCAGCCUCUUUGAGG
Propithecus coquereli (Coquerel's sifaka) is the source of this 1554-nucleotide messenger RNA. RefSeq names its product keratin 7, type II (gene KRT7). The transcript has 10 exons. Gene Ontology annotation, biological process: intermediate filament organization; keratinization. Gene Ontology annotation, molecular function: structural constituent of skin epidermis. Bases 40 to 1437 code for a protein of 465 amino acids. The record is from RefSeq and is a predicted model, not a curated record. NCBI's taxonomy places the organism in Eukaryota, Metazoa, Chordata, Mammalia, Primates, Indriidae. Gene Ontology annotation, cellular component: keratin filament.